UUUUAACCAACAGACAUUUGAAUACAAACGGUGCAGCAAAACACGUAGACAGACAAUAUAACAAUCCUUACAGGCAUAUAUUCUUUGUCGUCUAAUAUUACUGCAGAUUAUUGAACAGUUGUGACCAUCUUCUUUGUUUAUAUCUGAAAGUAUAUGUUAUACUUCCCCCCUGGUGGCCAAGGCGUCCACAGCAGAAGGGGCUGCAUAAGGCAGAAACAUUUGUCAUUUACAUUCUAUUUAAAUGUAUAUUGCAGUGUGAAAUUUGUAUUAUUAAAAAUGUUCUAACUCUUUUUUUGGGCUGGAACGGAUUAAUGACAUUUCCAUUCAUUUGAAUGAGAAAUGUUAUCAUUUGGGAGUGUUUUGAGUUACAAGCGUGGUCACUAUUAAACUUGUAAGUUAAGGCACCACUGAAUACCGUAAGGACAGGAUGGCGCCGAAAAACAUUUUCCAGCUUCUGCGAUCUCCGACAGUCAUGAUCCAGAGGAAGGAGGUGGUGCUGUCCACCCUGAGAGAGCUUCAGGAGGCCACGGAGAGCUCGGGCCUGGACGCGCUGGUCCUGAAAGCCCUGGAGGUGGACCGGCUCCUGGCUCCCUUCCCGCUGCCGCGCCUGCCCUGCCGGAGCUUCCCCGAGUGGGCCGGCGUGGACGACGUCGCCCGGGGCCUGUACCCGCGGGACGCCCCUGCCGACCUCGUGCCGCUGCGCUGCAAAGGAAAGGGCAACUUGCUGUUCGCCGCCGCGAGCAUGCUGCUGUUGGGCAACAGUGGGCUGAGCUUGGAGUUACAGGUGAGGACGGUUGUGGAAAUGGUCCUGUGGAAGAGGUACUACCUGUCCGGGAUGAUCGACUCCAAGAUGAUGCUCCAGGCGGUCCGCUUCAGCCUCUGCGCCGAGGAGUCCGAGGCCACGCUCAACCUGUCGGUGAGCGUCCUGGAGGCCAUCUUCGACGCCGACGUCAAGGCCUCGUGCUUCCCCGACUCGUAUGCCAACAUGUGGCACGUGUACGCGCUGGCGUCUGUGCUUCAGGUGAACAUAUACUCCGUCUACCCCAUGUUCAACCACAAGAUCCGAUCCUACUUUAACCGAGUCAUCCGGCCCAGGACUUGGCCCAAAGAGCGCGAGCCUCAAACCUUCCACAUCAUGUGGUCCGGCGAGUUGCAAGCCGAGACUUUGUUCCGACCCGAUCACUUCGUGGCGCUGGUCCACGUGAGCGACUUUGCUUCGAAGAGCGAGGAGCCCAUCAACCAAGACUCCCAAUUCUCCUAUCCCAGUCUGAAGGACAAGUACAACAUCACAAAGAGGACCUUCUACCGCUGGAAGAGGCAGUCUCAGGAGCACUGUAAGAAGUCCACAGCCCGCUACGAGGCCAAGUACUUCCUGCAGGCGUGCUAUCUGGAAGGGAAGCUCAUCCCGCUGCACCAAUUCAAAGAGUUCUUCCCAGAAAUCUCCAGGUCUUCCUACUACAACUGGAAGCAGGAGCUCCUGAAGUCGGGCGGAACCUUCUCCACGUCGUCGUCCACGGGAGAGAUAAGUCCCGGCGAGAGCACGGAGCAGGAAGCCUGGUCCUCGCCUGAACUCAGACAGGACGAGUCAGACCAACAAGACAGCGUGGCCGGCAUGUUCCAGCUCAGCUUGGGGCCUCUGGAUCUGGAGCGGGCCCAGAGUGUCGCCCACAUGCAGCAAGCCAAACGCUGCUUGCAGAACUGCAUAGCCACCAAUGCCUCAUUUCCCUUCAGGCUCUUCAAGCGCAACUUCCCAGGCAUCUCCAGGUCUACCUACUACAACUGGAGGAGGGAGGCCCUGCUGUUCAACGGAGGCUACAAAGCCAGCAGCUCGGACAGCUCGGACGCCGACAAGAGCCAAAGUCCUAAAAGCAUCUCUCUGGUGUUGCAGAACAUCGGGGAAGCAGCUCCAUGGACCAAGAUCUGCAGGCGUAAGCACAGAAGUUUCCAGCUGGCGUACAUGAGUAAGAAACAACUCCGAGAGGUCGCCAAGCUGCUGGUCCAGAAGUCCAAAUUGUCCUUGAGCAAGUUCAAGCUCAGGUUCCCGACUUUGUCCCUCUGCUUCUUCUGGCUGUGGCGUAGCGGCAACAAAAAGAGGAUGGUGACCGAGGUCAACGCCCCUGAAGUCGAGGAAAGGCCGAUGGCCAUCGUCAACAUCGUAGACAACCACAAGGCGCUCCCGCCCGCAGAGAUCCCCGCGUACGUUGCCGGCCCCGGCGCGGCACAUCCCAAGCACAGCCUGGCGGUCUCAUUGCCGGACAGGCAGAGGCUGGCCGUGGACGUCGUGGCUCUGGCCAACUUUAAAGCCAAGGCCAAGCUGUUUCUGCAGCAGCGCUUCGAGGAGAAGUCCUUCCCCACGUUCAAGGAGUUCCGUUCCUACUUUCCCUUCACCCCGCGCUCCACCUAUUAUAUGUGGAAGCGGGCUCUGCACCACGGGGUGUCGCUGGUUCACGGCUGAAGCCUGGCACAUCCCCGCAGUUGGAAAAUUUGCACAGGUGUGAGACUGUGAGUGAGUCGCGGGCGUGUUGAAGCCCCGCAGGCAAAAGGCAGUUCAAAGCUUGGACUCCCUGCUAAGCAUCGUACCGGGCACCCUUUUCUUUUAUUGUUGCAUAUCAUGUGGACUGUUUGUAUGAGCUAGGGUUCUUAUUACAGUUUUUUACUUCACCCAUUUUUAUGCCUUUUUUUGCUGAGUAAUCAACACUAUAGAGACUUGCACCAAAGACCAACACACUGUGAAUGUACCAUUUUGAUCAAAAAUGCACCUUUGUGGUUAUUCCAAAGACGCCUGAAUGUAAGUGAAUAUAUUUUUUUGACAAUUGCUCAUUUCAAGACUACCUAUUCCCAUUUGCCUUUCAUAAGCUGCUUUUUUUUUGUACGUGCAGUGUUACAUUUGUGCUCACCUCAUGUAAAAAUAAAAAGUGCCGCAGACUUUUUGUAUUUAUUUCCCGUCAGUGGCUGAAGGCAAACGUUGCUGUAAGCUUGUAAAAUAAAUAACUGCACCAACAUCAGCAAUUUUGCUUCGGUUUAGAGCGGACCACUUUUUUUCCCCUGCAAAACUGGACCUGAAGGUCUCCAUGGC
This is a messenger RNA of Phyllopteryx taeniolatus (common seadragon), 3076 nucleotides long. RefSeq names its product vertebrae development associated (gene vrtn). Lineage: Eukaryota; Metazoa; Chordata; Actinopteri; Syngnathiformes; Syngnathidae. Gene Ontology annotation, biological process: regulation of transcription by RNA polymerase II. The transcript has 2 exons. The coding region runs from base 428 to 2455 and encodes 675 amino acids. The record is from RefSeq and is a predicted model, not a curated record. Gene Ontology annotation, cellular component: chromatin.